Molecule: messenger RNA, 5482 nt
Organism: Anneissia japonica
Lineage: Eukaryota; Metazoa; Echinodermata; Crinoidea; Comatulida; Comatulidae
Product: fibrillin-2-like
Exons: 34
Coding region: 127-4941 (1604 amino acids)
Cellular component (GO): membrane
Molecular function (GO): calcium ion binding
Source: RefSeq, a predicted model, not a curated record
ACAGGUGUCUACAUCCCACCUGAAGAUCCAAAUUUUUCUGUUCAAUUGAAAAUUAGUAAUGACAAAGAUUAUAUUGUGGCACUGUGGUCUUCUGGGUUUGCAAUUUCUGUUUCGCCUUUACUCGACAUGCUAGAGAUCGUAGUUUCAAUUCCAGAGGAAUUUAUGAACAAAACCAAAGGAUUAUUAGGAGUUUGGAAUGGUAACAUCGAUGAUGAUUUUACUUAUGAAAAUGGAAGUAUUUUGGCGGCAAACAGCAGUGAACAUGCUAUAUUUCUUUAUGGAGAAACAUGGAGAACUACGCAAAACUCGUCCCUGUUUUAUUACAUGCAAGGGGAAAGCUGGAACACAUUUAAUAAUUUAGGGUUCACACCGAUAUUCUUAGACGAAGUGUUGGCAUCUGUGUCGACAGUGAGUCAAGCUAAUUUUACAAAUAUAUGUGGGACGGACGUAAGUUGCCUAUACGACGGACUUGUCACUGGAAACGAGGACAUUGCCAAAAAUACGAAGACAACAAACGAUGUAAACAAGGAUACCGCUGAAAAACUUGAGAACUUUCCACCAUACAUAAUUGACGGACCACAGGAAAUAAAGGUGCAGGUUAACCAAUCAGUGAAACUUAAUAUCACUGCUAGGGAUCCGGAAGGAGGAAAUGUAACGUAUUCGUUGCUAACGAAUACAAAUGAUGCAAGUAUCCAAUCGGAUUCUGGUUUGUUUACGUGGACACCACUAAACACUUCAAAGGCGCAAAUUACAAUUAUCGCCAGUGAUGAACGCUCUGCAACGGUUGCUCUUCAGCCGAACGUUUUCGUAUGUGAAUGCAAAAACGGUGGAAUUUGUAAUUAUGAUCAACAGAGGCCUGAAUCUAAUGUCGCUGCUGAUAAAUUUGCUCUUGUCGAGUGUGACUGCCCGUCUGGCUACAUUGGUUCUGAUUGCGGAAACGUAUACGACGCAUGCUCCGAAAACUAUUGCUAUCCGGGCGUUACGUGUCUAGACAACUCUCCACCUGCCGAAGAUGCAACGUGUUCAGAAUGUCCCAUGGGAUUCGAUGGCAAUGGGGCAAAAUGUUGGGAUGUUGAUGAAUGUCAGCUUUUAACCCAUGACUGUAAGCAGGAUUGUCAGAAUACGGCACCAGGUUACGAAUGUGAAUGUUAUGUUGGCUACAGACUUCAGCAACUUGAAGAAUCAAGUGACUGCGUGGAUAUUAAUGAAUGUGUCAGCGCAGAAAUGAACAACUGUAGUAGCAAUGCUGAAUGUAACAAUACAGCCGGGUCUUACACUUGUACGUGCAACGAUGGUUACGUGGGUGAUGGUUUGAUCUGUGAAGAUGUAAACGAAUGUUUCAUUAACAAUGGUUGUCAUGAGCAAGCCACAUGCUUCAAUGUCAUUGGGUCGUAUAUGUGUGAAUGUCGAACUGGUUUCAUAGGAGAUGGAUACAACUGCAUAGAUAUUGACGAGUGUUCUAUGACUCCUGAUGUAUGUGACGUAAAUGCGGUUUGUACAAACACCGAAGGGUCGUACAUUUGUGAAUGCAACACAGGGUUUACCAGUAAUGGAACGCAGUGUGACGACAUCAACGAAUGUCAGAUAUCCAAUGACUGCAACCGCUAUGCCAGUUGUAUUAAUUUACCGGGAGGAUAUAUAUGUAAUUGCACCGAAGGAUUUGAGGGAGAUGGGAAGAUUUGUAACAAACUAAAUGUAUGCCUCACCAAGGAGUGUCCGGGUAAUUCUACGUGUAUUGAAGUUCUUAGUGAUUGUAGGUGUAACACUGGUUUUUACCUUGAUGACAACAAGUGUAAUGAUUAUGAUGAGUGUGCUGACAAUGCGAUGCUUUGUGGAUCAGGUGCCACAUGUGUAAAUUUACCAGGGACGUACGAAUGUGUUUGUAACCCAGGCUACAUACAGAACCAGGAGAGCUGCCAAGACAUCGACGAAUGUCUGCUUGGCAUCAGUGAAUGUACUCAAGUAUGUAGUAAUUCUGUUCCACUCUAUACUUGCUCUUGUCAAGAAGGUUUUCAACUUGAAUCAGAUGGCGUGACGUGUACCGCAAUAUCACCGUGCGACGUUAACUGUGAAAACGGAACUUGUUACAAAGGAAAUGAAGUAGAGGAAUGUUUGUGUAAUUUGGGUUUUGAAUUAACAGACAAUUCAACCUGUAAAGAUAUGGAUGAAUGUGCUGGAAACAACACCUGUGAAAUGUUUUGUUCAAAUUUGAUUGGUGGAUAUGAAUGCAGUUGUUCAGAAGGAUAUGAGCUUGACUCUGACUUCAGAACAUGCAGAGAUAUUGAUGAAUGCUUGGCUAUAAAUAAUUGUUCAAGCAAUGCCAUUUGUGGAAACACAGAAGGAGGAUACAACUGCACGUGUUCAAGUGGAUACAUUGGUACUGGGUAUGAAUGUUAUGAUAUUAAUGAAUGUGAGGUCAGUUACUCGUGUCCAAACAAUAGUAACUGUCACAACACGAACGGCUCUUUUACAUGUGAAUGCAACACUGGAUUUAUACAGAAUGGUGAUCAAUGUGAAGAUUUUAACGAAUGCACUUCAGGAGAUCGAUGCGACGUAAAUGGUGUUUGUAUAAAUACUAUUGGAGGAUUUAAAUGUGAGUGUAAAACUGGUUACACCGGUGUCAAUGAAGAUGGUACCAUAUGCACAGAUAUCAAUGAAUGUGAUCAGAGUUCUGAAGAUUCCGAGUGUCACGCAAAUGCGACAUGUACAAACUCAGUGGGGUCAUUCAUGUGUUUUUGUAACACUGGUUUCUAUGGAAACGGUGUCACGUGCCAAAAUUACAACGAAUGUCUUAAUCCAACUGCAUGUGGCGUGAAUACAGUUUGCGAGGACACAAUUGGAUCAUACUUGUGCAUAUGUAGUGAUGGUUACUCUAAAGACCAAAAUGAUAAUUGCAUCGAUAUCAAUGAAUGCGUGUCCGGCCAAUCGGUUUGUGGUGUUAACGCAGACUGUUUUAACGAGAAUGGUAGUUACUAUUGUGUAUGUAAGGACGGAUAUGAUGGCUCUGAGUAUAGUGGUGACAACCAAGGCUCGUGUAUUAACAUAAACGAAUGUUUUCAUAAUCUCGAUGAUUGUGAUACGCGCGACAGAGCCAGUUGCAUUGACACAGACGGCUCGUACAACUGUGUUUGUAACAAAGGGUUUACUGGUAAUGGAACGCAUUGUGAAGAUAUUAAUGAGUGUUAUGAUUAUCCGUGCGACUCAAGCCUCUAUGAAAAGUGUGACAACAUAGUAGGUGGGUUUGAAUGUAUUUGCCAGACAGGAUACUACCGUGACGUCCCAAAUUUACCAUGUUCAGUUGCAACUACACAAGAAUUAAAAGUAGAGUUCACAGAUGUAAAAGGUGUUAAAAUAGGCUCAACUGAUCAAGACAUUGAGACCGAGCAGAUGCAAGUUAGCUUAGCUAAAGAUGUUUUCGAUCUAUUCAAUCGUAGUUCAGUACGGGAAGAGUUCUUAGAAGUCGGGGUGUCAUCAUUCAUCAUCAUGGAAUCCGUUGUUGACGUCAAUUUUCGAAUUGAUCUGAUCCCAAACACCAACCUUACGAUAGAUGACACAAAAACAGUGUUCUUAGAUGGACUAGAAGGGAACAACAGAAAUUUGCUAGUACCUGAUAGCUACGUAGAACUCAGUAGCUUAUAUGUUGAUGUGCCAGUUAUAAAUCCGUGUGAAGAAAACACUGAUGAUUGCAGAGAUAGAAACUUCGAUCGGUGUGUAUUUAACGGGGUAGAUAACAACUACACAUGCGCAGACUGUUCGCUUGGAUACUCUGAAUCUGAAGACAACUUUGUCUGUAUUGAUAUCGACGAGUGUAAAGAACAGUCUCCAUGUAAUGGCGAGCAUAUAGAGGGAUGUGUAAAUGAAGAUGGUAGCUAUUAUUGUACUUGUGAUAUUGGAUUUGUGAACACGAGUAGAGACGGCGACUGCUCAGAAUCAAAGACGUUUAGAGUUACAGGAACUAUCAGUAAAAUCAACAAUGGACAGCCAGAAUGGACAGACGACCUGAAUAAAAAGGAAUCUAUAAUAUACCAAAACUACUCAUCAACUUUGUCAAACUUUAUUGAUGAUACAUUUGUAAAUAUCACCGAUUAUCUCGGAAACUACAUAAUCGGUUUCCAAGAGGGUAGUGUCAUUUCAGUGUUCACAGUAUACUUUGUUCUUGGAUCAUCAAUAAAUCAAACGUUCGUUGAGGAACAACUAAUGGGUACUGGGUCAGUGCAGUUGAAUUUGGUAUCUGCUACACUGUUGGAUGUCUCUGAAAUUGGUAAUAUGUGUGAAGGGUAUUGUGAAAACGGAGCGACUUGUACUGAGGAAUACUUGCAACCAAUAUGCAGAUGCCCAGAUGACUACGAGGGAAUGUACUGCGAAGAAUCCAAGCCACCACUACCAGACGACGCGCCUGUACUCAUUAUCGUACUAAGCAUCACGUGUGCUCUUCUCGUCAUCAUUCUUAUCGGAAUGACAAUUUAUUACUUCAUGGUCCGUCGGGUUCGUACAAGUAGACGUAAGAAAUCACCGUUCAGACAAGCAGUGCAUAACUACCGUUACGGUGACGAUGCAUCGUCUGUCGCUAGUACAAGUGGAAGUGUACGGACUCAUGGAAGUGACAGGUCUAAUUGGUCCGAUAUCGCUAGCACUACAGACGAUGAGAGAAUGCGGCAUCUAGUCAACGUAAUACGAAAGUCUCCCUUCAUAAACGAGCGCAUGAGAGCUAGCAUGCUGCAGGAGUAUUCAGUGUCAUCGGAUAUCCAGGGAGAGUUUAUAACGCCUUACGUUGUUACUGGACAAGAGGCAGAAAUACUUGAUUCUGAGGACACAGAUUCUGUUGCUGCGCACGAGGCGUACAGUAGAGCUUUGCGGUCUGUGGCAGUGCCACGAGCGCAUUUCAGUUACGAGCAAGACGAUGAGACUGCCCAGUAUAGAUUAACUCACGAAUAUUUUUAACAAACGUAGCAAUUUGAACAAGUUUUGCCUGGAUUGAAAACGGAAUAAGCACGGAAAAGAAUUAAGAUACUGUACUUUCAAGCAGUAGCUUCCCCCUGAAUAUUAUGCAGACUUAUCGCAAAUUCAAAUAUGGCGGAAGAAAACACUGACAAAAAUCAGAAGAAAAAGACAAUAGGUCUAUGCCAUCAGAUCCUGAAUAUUUUGUGCUUUUGAUAUAGCCUACUGAAUAUGAAUUUUGUUUAUAUUGAUGUAAUGAUUUUAAGCUUUUUUGAAUAUAUUCUUCAUAUGUCAUUUGUAGAAUAAAACAUAGUUGGUUUCUUAUCGGCAGAAUACAUAAAAGUCCAUCCAUCCUACACAAAAUAACUUUAUAAAUUUAGGGGGAUUUUUUAAUAGAAUUAUAUAUCGAUCUAAGAACUAUCCAGAGACAUACAGUAUAGUGUCAACGAAAUCCAGUAAUCAUUUUAACACAUUGCGUCGUACGACCGUUGUACUGCCGCCGCCUUCCCACAAAUCAAUCUCCGCUUUUUGGAAGUGCUUGGCG